GUGAAUAUUGAAUAAAACAACGUGAUUUAUUUUAUGGUGCCUGUAUUUAUAUAGGAUUCGCUCAUUCGAGUCAUUCCGUACAGUGAUUCGCUUCUGGAAAUUGUCUUCUCCUCCUCUGUUUUUCUGAUAUUUUUAGUUCCAGACCAGAGCAGCCAUGAUGGGAAGAACUCGUGCUUGUUUACGCAAUUUGGUCCAGUCCCUCAGAGUUGGCUCUUCCUCGUCAUACAAGAUUGGAGGUUAUUAUGCAUCACAGGCAGCAUCUUCUCUGCAAGCAGAGUAUAAGCCGUUGACAAGAAGUCCUGGUGAGGAUGAGUAUGCUGAUGUGGAUUGGGAUAAUCUUGGGUUUGGGUUGAUGCCUGCCGAUUACAUGUACACCAUGAGAAGUACCAAAGACGGAGUUUUUGAAGGUGGACAACUUAGUCGUUAUGGUAACAUCGACCUAAGCCCAUCUGCAGGCGUCCUGAAUUAUGGGCAGGGACUGUAUGAAGGAACAAAAGCAUAUCGGACAGAAGAUGGAAGGCUGCUUCUCUUUCGUCCAGAUCAAAAUGCCAUUCGCAUGAAGAUGGGUGCUGAUAGGCUCUGCAUGUCCUGCCCUACUGUCGAACAAUUCGUCGAUGCAGUGAAACAAAUAGCUCUGGCUAACAAACGUUGGACUCCUCCUCCAGGAAAAGGAACCCUGUACAUUAGGCCUCUGUUAAUGGGAAGUGGACCUAUAUUGGGUUUGGCUCCUGCACCAGAAUACACAUUCCUCAUCUAUGCCUCCCCUGUAGGCAACUAUUUCAAGGAGGGUUUGAAACCCUUAAAUUUAUAUGUGGAGGAUGAGUAUCAUCGUUCAACUUGCGGAGGGGCUGGAGGUGUAAAAGCCAUCACUAAUUAUGCACCGGUUCUGCAACCUAUGAGCAGAGCAAAGAGCAGAGGAUUUUCUGAUGUGUUGUACUUAGACUCGGUAAACAAGAAAAAUCUAGAGGAAGUUUCUUCCUGCAACAUUUUCAUUGUGAAGGGCAAUGUGAUAUCCACUCCUGCUGCUGUUGGCACUAUACUGCAAGGUGUAACUCGAAAAAGCAUCUUAGAAAUCGCUUCUGAUCAAGGUUAUCAGGUCAAUGAACGUACCAUCCCCGUCGAGGAGUUGGUUGAUGCAGACGAAGUCUUUUGCACUGGCACCGCUGUAACUGUGGCUUCCGUCUGCAGCAUCACAUACCAGGGGAAGAGAAUUGAAUACAAAGUGAGUGACCAAUCCGUCAGCCGGGAGCUCUGCUCGACUCUAAUGGGAAUUCAAACAGGUCUCAUUGAGGAUAAGAAGGGCUGGAUUAUCGAGAUCUAACGAGAUACUUAUGCAGGGAAAGCAUGAAGCACUGCCCUGAAAUACCCAACAAUUGUUAAGGUCCCUUUAAACUGUAAAAACUGCUUCCAAAAAAGAAACUGUAAAAACUGCCUUGCUAUAAUACAGCAGCAGCCACUAAAAUGUAGUGGAACGUAGCAAUCAUAUCUAUUGUUACAGUAAAUAGUGGAAAGUAUGUACAGUUAUUUAAACUAUCUAUUGUUUCUGGUAUAUGUAAGAAGCAUACAGUAACAUGAUCCCGAC
Molecule: messenger RNA, 1582 nt
Organism: Tripterygium wilfordii
Lineage: Eukaryota; Viridiplantae; Streptophyta; Magnoliopsida; Celastrales; Celastraceae
Product: branched-chain-amino-acid aminotransferase 2, chloroplastic-like
Exons: 10
Coding region: 155-1321 (388 amino acids)
Biological process (GO): branched-chain amino acid metabolic process
Molecular function (GO): branched-chain-amino-acid:2-oxoglutarate transaminase activity
Source: RefSeq, a predicted model, not a curated record